AUGGCUUUUGGUUGUGUUUCUCGGGGAAUAACUCCCUCCAUAGGAUCUGCUAUUCUUCGCGGUGUCCAUCUGUGCACUUCAGCCGUUGGGCCUGCAUGCCAGGGGCGUUCUGCAGCUUCGGAUGAUACCCCGUCGCUGCUGCAGUCUUUACAGGACGAACUACAGAAGACGGAGGCCCUCUUGCAGCCGGAGGGAUGUGCUUCGGAUGACUCUUCCUCUCUGCUGGCUCCGCGCUGCCAGCAGCAGCGGCAGUUGCUGCAACAGCAGCAGCAGGAGGCGAUCACCAAAUCUCUAGAGAGCCUCGCUGCCAAGGCUCCCGACACGCAUCAGGAAGACGAUCAGCUGCAGAUUUUGCUGAAGAGGGCAGUGGAGGGUCCUGGGGAGGGUGGCGUUCACCUUUUUGACGUGUAUCGCAUUCGAGAGGGACAGUUUGGGGAGGCUGGCAGCGCGGCACUGAGUCGCAUUGAGCGUGAGACCGAAGAGGCAGCGGAAAAAGAAGCAUCCGAUUCUGCUGCCUCGGGAAUCGAAGGCCUCUCGCCGUUAAAGAUAGCCGAAUCUGCCCCUGAAGGGGCGCAGAGGGUUGCCGCAGCAAUACGUGGUCUUCCUCCUCAUCUACUGAAGCCGCGGCAGGAGCAGCCGCUACAAGAGGAGCUG
Messenger RNA from Cyclospora cayetanensis, 654 nucleotides. RefSeq lists its product as uncharacterized. The record is from RefSeq and is a predicted model, not a curated record. The annotation marks the transcript as partial. The transcript has 3 exons. NCBI's taxonomy places the organism in Eukaryota, Apicomplexa, Conoidasida, Eucoccidiorida, Eimeriidae.